UGAUCAUGUUAACUUAGACACUGCUUUACUCCAAAAUUCGUAUUUUCGUAUUUGUUGGUUAUAUUUACAACAGAAAUUGUCAAAUAAUUUUACGAACAAAUUUGAUAUGGCUGGUGGUUUUACGGAAACUGCUUUUAUCAAAAAAUUGGGUGAAUUAAACAAUUCUUCACAAAGUAUUCAAACAUUAUCAUUAUGGCUAAUUCAUCACAGAAAACACUAUAGCACUGUGGUCAAGAUUUGGAUUAGAGAACUGAUAAAAGCAAAAGAAAAUAAAAAAUUGACUUUUAUGUAUCUUGCAAAUGACGUUAUUCAGAACAGUAGGAAAAAAGGACCUGAAUAUGGACAAGAAUAUGGUUUACAUUUAAAAAAAGCUUUCGAACACAUGUCCAGAAGCGAUGAGAAAACAAAAAAUAGUUUAGACAGAUUGCUCACGAUUUGGAAUGAUCGUGGUAUUUACGAUGGAAUUUUAAUAAGCGAAUUUAAGAGAGCGCUCGUUUUAGGAAAGGAUGAACCACCACAAAAAAGGUCUAAACCAAAUGACAAAAAAAGCAGGAGCCCUACUAGAGAAAGGAGAAAGUCCGAGACUGAAAAAAUUGUUGAGAAUUCAGAUGGAUCUAUAGAAACACAUGUCCACUUAAGUCCUCAUACUCCUCCCGGAGAUCCUCCAGAACCUGAGGAAUUAAUAAGGGCAAUACAAGAGUUGGAGUUAAAUAUUGCGUCUUCAGAUGAAAUUGUUAGAGAAAGAAUCGCCCAACUCCCUAGGGAAGUAUCUGAAGUGUCCCUAAUUUCAAAAAUAGAAGAUAAAGAGGCAGCCGAGAAACUUAGUGUACAAGUUGGGGACGCAGUUCAUUUGCUGAGCCAGUACAAUAUGAGGUUGGCUGCCGAGAUGGAGCAUCGAAAAAAAGUUGCAAUUAUGAUGAGGGAGUACCUGCAUGUACAAGAAGAACUAUUGGCUCAAGCCGAACGAAAUUUAGAGGAAUACCAAGAGAAACUACUAAAAGUAUUUAGCGUUCGUUCCGAACUCAACAAUCAUAUCCGAAAUUUACCGGAUUUGACGCAACUACCAAACGUAACCGAUGGAUUAGCCCCCCUUCCCUCGGCCGAACAUUUAUUUAUGCAAUAAGAUAACCACUGGUUUAAACGUUUAUAUUGUUGUUUGGCGUCGUACAUUGUUCAAUUCCUUAGUAAUACGAAGCAGGGGAAGGCAAGAAUGUAGACUAAUUAGAGGUAGCCCGUUAUUAUUUUUGUAUGAAUUUAGGUAUCCUAAAACUUUUUAUUGUUGAAACAGUGGUUGGCAUCUAACUAAUGUUUAAAAUGAAUAUUUUUCUUUGAAGGAUCUGAAAAAUCCUACUUAUCGUGAACUGUAAAAAUAGGAUUUAUAGUUAACUUUUAGUGAUAUGAAACCUAUUCGCAGAAUAAAAAGGUUAUGUUGAUUU
Messenger RNA from Anoplophora glabripennis (Asian longhorned beetle), 1436 nucleotides. Its product is annotated as regulation of nuclear pre-mRNA domain-containing protein 1B. The record is from RefSeq and is a predicted model, not a curated record. Bases 107 to 1123 code for a protein of 338 amino acids. The transcript is spliced from 6 exons. Gene Ontology annotation, molecular function: RNA polymerase II complex binding. Gene Ontology annotation, biological process: mRNA 3'-end processing. NCBI's taxonomy places the organism in Eukaryota, Metazoa, Arthropoda, Insecta, Coleoptera, Cerambycidae. Gene Ontology annotation, cellular component: RNA polymerase II, holoenzyme.